AUGGAGAAAUCACUCCUUGCUAUGUUUUUACUGAUUCUUCCAGAGCUAGUUUAUGGAAAUCUUUUAGAAAAAAAUGAAAAGAAGCUACAGGAGGCAUAUGGGGUAGCUGGAGGGAUAGCAGAGCAGGCAUUUUCUUCAAUCAAGACUGUUCAUUUGUAUGUUGGAGAGGAAAGGAUGAUGAGGCGUUUAUCAACCGCAUUACACCCCACUCUAAUUCUUGGAAUCAAACAAGGUUUAUUGAAGGGAUUUUUUUCAGUAGCUUUGGAAUCUUAUUUGCGGUUUUUGCACUUUUUAACUAGUAUUCUUAAUAGUUUUCUCAACAAUCAUUACAAUGGUCUUGGAGCUUCUUUAAUGAACAUCAAGCAUUUUGCUAAAGCCAAGAUUUUAGCAUCCCUAAUUAGUGAAAUCAUUAACAGGGUCCCACCUAUAGACUCAACAGACAGACAAGGAAAAACAAUAUCCAUAGUCAAUGGUGCAUUAGAGUUCAAAGACAUUGAUUUCACGUACCCUUCAAAACCAGAAACUUUGGUGCUAAAAAAAUUCAAUCUCAAAGUCAAUGCCUGUCAAACAGUUUGA
Lactuca sativa (garden lettuce) is the source of this 576-nucleotide messenger RNA. Its product is annotated as ABC transporter B family member 18. Gene Ontology annotation, biological process: transmembrane transport. The record is from RefSeq and is a predicted model, not a curated record. NCBI's taxonomy places the organism in Eukaryota, Viridiplantae, Streptophyta, Magnoliopsida, Asterales, Asteraceae. Gene Ontology annotation, cellular component: plasma membrane. Gene Ontology annotation, molecular function: ATP binding; ABC-type transporter activity.